Aureobasidium namibiae CBS 147.97 is the source of this 1104-nucleotide messenger RNA. RefSeq names its product Clavaminate synthase-like protein. The coding region runs from base 1 to 1104 and encodes 367 amino acids. NCBI's taxonomy places the organism in Eukaryota, Fungi, Ascomycota, Dothideomycetes, Dothideales, Saccotheciaceae. The record is from RefSeq and is a predicted model, not a curated record. The transcript is spliced from 2 exons. Gene Ontology annotation, molecular function: dioxygenase activity.
AUGGCUUCCAACAACGUCACCUCGGACGAGGCUCGUCGUGCUGCUCAGAGCUACCUCAACGACCGCCUCACCACAAAGACUGACGGUCCAGCUCGGCCCUUCAAUGUUCCCGUCAUCGACAUCUCCUCCACUUUCAAUGGCUCCCUCAAGGACAAACAAACCGUAGCAUCUCAGAUUCGCAACGCUUGCACGAACAGCGGCUUCUUCCAGAUCACUGGCCACAAUGUCCCCGAAUCUGUCCGUCAAGGCGUGCUGAACCAGGCUUCUCGCUUCUUCAAAGAGCUUCCCCCUGCCCAAAAGGAUGAGCUACACGUCAAGCACAACGACUUGAUGCGCGGAUGGGAACCUUCAGACUACACCUAUGUGAACCCAGACGAUUGGGCUACCGCAGCUGUGCCGGAAACCAAGGAAGGCUUCAAUUGGGGCUACGAAGCUUCCCUCGACCCUACAGGCGGUGAUGGUAAAUACCGCGACUUGGACGGAAGCACCGAGAAUGGCAACGUAUGGCCUGCCGAUUCCGCUCUUCCUGGUUUCAAGCAAGAUAUUGCAGAAUACUAUGGCCAAGUGCUGCAGCUUGCUCGCCAUCUGUUCAGACUUUUCGCCUUGAGUUUGGCAUUGCCUGAGAAUCACUUCGAUGAGAUGAUGACGCAUCCGGGCGGUAUCUCUCGCCUGUUAUACUAUCCUCCCUCCAAGGAUCCAAAGCCAUUGGACCCCAACGAGGCAGACAAGGAGGUUGGCCUCGGAUCGCAUACUGAUUACGAGUGCUUUACCCUGCUGCUUUCAUCCACAACCCAUGGUCUUGAGAUUCUUACACCUGAGAAUGUCUGGACACCUGCAGCCGCUGCCGAGGGCGCAUUCAUCGUCAAUGUGGCAGACUUCCUGAUGAGAUGGACCAACGGUGUUUACAAGAGCACGAUUCACCGCGUCGUCAACAGAACCACCAAGGAGAGAUAUAGCGUACCCUUUUUCUUUUCCAUCAACUACGAUCAACAGGUCGAGACCCUACCUAGCUGUGUCUCGGACGAGAACCCCUCAAAAUACCCACCUAUUCGUGCGGGCGAGUACAUUCUUGAACGUCUCAAGGCUACUGUUAAGGAUGGUUAG